CGCCAGCCCCGGCUUCCAGCUGGUGCUAGUGCUGGACCUGAGAACCGGAGGGGCGUGCACGCGCGCGCCCUCGUCCUGUCGCGCGCUCGGUGUCACCUUGGGCGCGAGCGGGGCCGCGCGCGCACGGGACCCGAAGCCGAGGGCCAUUGAGAGGUGAUGGCGGCGACGGCGAGUCCCGGGGCCGGCGGGAUGGACGGGAAGCCCCGUACCUCCCCAAAGUCCGUCAAGUUCCUGUUCGGGGGCCUGGCCGGGAUGGGAGCUACAGUUUUUGUUCAACCCCUGGACCUAGUGAAGAACCGAAUGCAACUGAGCGGAGAAGGGGCCAAGACAAGGGAGUACAAAACCAGCUUCCAUGCUCUCACCAGUAUCCUAAAGGCAGAAGGGCUGAAGGGCAUUUACACUGGGCUGUCAGCUGGUCUCCUGCGACAGGCCACCUACACCACUACUCGCCUUGGCAUUUAUACUGUGCUUUUUGAGCGCCUGACUGGGGCUGAUGGUACACCCCCUGGUUUUCUGCUGAAGGCCCUGAUUGGCAUGACUGCGGGUGCAACUGGUGCCUUUGUGGGAACACCAGCUGAGGUAGCUCUUAUCCGUAUGACUGCUGAUGGUCGGCUUCCAGCUGAUCAGCGCCGUGGCUACAAAAAUGUGUUUAAUGCCCUGAUCCGAAUUGCCCGGGAAGAGGGAGUCCCCACACUGUGGCGGGGCUGUAUUCCUACAAUGGCUCGGGCUGUUGUCGUCAAUGCAGCCCAACUUGCCUCCUACUCCCAAUCCAAGCAGUUCUUACUAGACUCAGGCUACUUCUCUGACAAUAUUCUGUGCCACUUUUGUGCUAGCAUGAUCAGUGGCCUGGUUACCACUGCUGCCUCUAUGCCUGUGGACAUUGUCAAGACCCGGAUCCAGAACAUGCGAAUGAUUGAUGGGAAGCCAGAAUACAAGAACGGGCUGGAUGUGCUGAUGAAGGUCGUCCGCUAUGAGGGUUUCUUCAGCCUGUGGAAGGGCUUUACACCAUACUAUGCCCGCCUGGGCCCCCACACUGUCCUCACCUUCAUCUUCUUGGAGCAGAUGAACAAGGCCUACAAACGUCUCUUCCUCAGUGGCUGAGCGGGCAGGGGACCUGGAGCCAAUGUGCUGGGGCUCCCAGUCACCCAUUGCUCCUACAGUCACUGUACACCAGGAAGCACAGACUCUGCUGCUCUAGGCCCCUCUAUUUAUUUCCCCUCCACAGUUUGGUUUCCUCCUUGUGGUAAAAGGAUUUCAGUCUGUUCUACCCUCUGCUGCAGUUUGCCCUGCUUGGCCUGAUUCUUCUGACCACUCUGUCCUUGGCUGUUCCUUGGGGGAGCUGGGAAACUCAAGGAUUUCUAGAUUCCCCUUGGGUGUUAGUUUUAGGGCACAGAGGACAACAGAAAAUCCCCCUUCUGUGGGGAAGCCAUGGCAGAGCAGAGGAGACAGAAGAAAGCAGAAGCUAUCAAGAUGGUGAAAAGGUCUACAGUGGGCGGAUGUGGCUUUUCCCUCACUGAGGACAUAAUAAAUUGAAUUGCUGACACCA
Messenger RNA from Sciurus carolinensis (gray squirrel), 1546 nucleotides. RefSeq names its product solute carrier family 25 member 11 (gene Slc25a11). Gene Ontology annotation, molecular function: succinate transmembrane transporter activity; sulfate transmembrane transporter activity; oxaloacetate transmembrane transporter activity. NCBI's taxonomy places the organism in Eukaryota, Metazoa, Chordata, Mammalia, Rodentia, Sciuridae. The transcript is spliced from 8 exons. The record is from RefSeq and is a predicted model, not a curated record. Gene Ontology annotation, biological process: thiosulfate transport; succinate transmembrane transport; malate transmembrane transport. The coding region runs from base 157 to 1101 and encodes 314 amino acids.